Molecule: messenger RNA, 1339 nt
Organism: Acomys russatus (golden spiny mouse)
Lineage: Eukaryota; Metazoa; Chordata; Mammalia; Rodentia; Muridae
Gene: Thoc3
Product: THO complex subunit 3
Exons: 6
Coding region: 55-1110 (351 amino acids)
Biological process (GO): mRNA export from nucleus
Cellular component (GO): THO complex part of transcription export complex
Molecular function (GO): protein binding
Source: RefSeq, a predicted model, not a curated record
GGCGCCAGGCUCGGUGUCUCCAGCUGCCUGCGCGCGGUCCGUGCGGAGGAAGGCAUGGCGGCGCCCACGGCAGUUCUAGGGCCCUCGGUGCUCGGUCCGGGUGGCCCCGGCUCCAUGGCGCCCUGGUGCUCUGUGAGCAGUGGCCCAUCUCGCUACGUGCUCGGGAUGCAGGAGCUGUUCCGAGGCCACAGCAAGACGCGCGAGUUCCCGGCACACAGUGCCAAGGUGCACUCGGUGGCCUGGAGCUGCGAUGGCCGUCGCUUGGCCUCGGGGUCCUUCGACAAGACUGCCAGCGUGUUCUUGCUGGAGAAGGACCGGCUGGUCAAAGAAAACAACUACCGGGGACAUGGUGACAGCGUGGAUCAGCUUUGUUGGCAUCCAAGCAACCCUGACCUCUUUGUCACUGCCUCUGGAGAUAAAACCAUUCGCAUCUGGGAUGUGAGGACUACAAAAUGCAUUGCCACUGUGAACACUAAAGGGGAGAACAUUAAUAUCUGCUGGAGCCCCGAUGGACAGACCAUUGCUGUGGGCAACAAGGAUGAUGUUGUGACCUUUAUCGAUGCCAAGACACAUCGUUCCAAAGCAGAAGAGCAGUUCAAGUUUGAGGUCAAUGAAAUCUCCUGGAAUAAUGAUAAUAACAUGUUCUUCCUGACCAAUGGCAAUGGCUGUAUCAACAUUCUCAGCUACCCAGAACUGAAGCCCGUGCAGUCCAUCAAUGCCCAUCCUUCUAACUGCAUCUGUAUCAAGUUUGACCCCAUGGGGAAAUACUUUGCCACAGGAAGUGCAGAUGCUUUGGUCAGUCUCUGGGAUGUCGAUGAGUUAGUGUGUGUGCGGUGUUUUUCUAGACUGGAUUGGCCUGUGAGGACCCUCAGUUUUAGCCAUGAUGGGAAAAUGCUGGCGUCGGCCUCGGAGGAUCAUUUCAUUGACAUAGCUGAAGUAGAGACAGGAGACAAGCUGUGGGAGGUACAGUGUGAGUCCCCGACUUUCACUGUGGCUUGGCACCCCAAAAGGCCUCUGCUGGCAUUUGCCUGUGAUGACAAAGAUGGCAAAUAUGACAGCAGCCGGGAAGCUGGAACUGUGAAGCUGUUUGGGCUUCCCAACGACUCCUGAGAGGACCUGACAGAGGCCAGGCAGAGAAUAGAAGCAACCUGACCUGUGCUCCACCACUUAGCCACACCCCUAGCUCCCCUUCCUGUUUUUUUUGUUUUUGGUGUAUUUUCUGUUAGCUGUUUCCAUCCUUUUCCCUUGUUGCCAGCUAGCUACUGAGGACUUUGCAAGUAUAGGUCAUGGCCCGUUUUAGGGUUCUCUAAAGGAACAGAGCUGGUAGAAUGAAUAUAUG